AUGUCGGGUCGAGAGUACUCGUCCGUCGCCGAGACGAAACGCCUCCUCGAUUUCGUCCUGGGCCAGGUGCGCAUCCCCGCCGACGCCGAGAAGAUUGCAAGAAACGUGCGCUUCUCGGCAGCUCGCAACCUGCCGUACUUCCCGAUCCCCUUCAAGGAGACGGAACUGGUCGCGGCCUUGAAGGCCAUCGAAGGCGGUGUGGCCGGUGCACUCGCGGCCACCAAGUACGGGACCGCCGGCGAGAACAGAGUUUCCGUGAACCUGGAGAAGAGCACGGCGUUCUUGAUUCAGGCAUAUCUCGCAACGGUCGCGGGCUAUGGCAAGCUGGAUCGUGAAGUGAAGCAGUAUUUGAAAGACACGGAUCUGCUCCAGGCCCAGUCGGACCCUUACCGCCGCAUGUCUGCCAACUUGUACGAGACGAAACGGCCAGGCGAAUACUACCACAUCCAUGGAUCCCUCGAGGCGUCGACCACGCUCCGCAUGAUCGGGUUGGAACCCUUCCGAUCGGACCUGAAAGACCACGACGCAAUCGUCCAGACGAUCGAGUCUCACGUCAAGAACUUCACAGUGGAGGAGCUGGAGCGUAUGAACGGCGAGAAACGCCAGGCCGGCGUCCCCGUCCUCAAGCACGAGGACUUUAUUAGAACACCACACGGCGCCACGAAUCUCAGGCUGCCGCCAUGGAGCGUCGACGUCCUGGAAGACUCGACGCCGCCCACGCCGCUGCCGAGCACGCCGGACAGGCGCAUACUGUCCGGCGUCAAGGUGCUCGAGCUGUGCCGCAUCAUCGCGGGGCCCGUCAUCGGCCGCAUCCUGGCCGAGUACGGCGCCGACGUGCUGAAGAUCACGGGCCCGGGCCUCAGCGACGUGCCCUUCUUCCAGGUCGACGGCAACAUGGGCAAGCGCGCCGCGGACCUCGACCUCAAGACCGAGGACGGGAGGCGGCGCUUCGAGGCCCUGCUGGCCGAGGCCGACGUCGUGCUCGACGGGUACCGCCCCGGCGCGCUGCAGAAGCUCGGCUACGGCGCCGCCGCGCUGGCCAAGCUGGCCGAGGAGCGCGGCCGGGGGUUCGUGUACGUGAGCGAGAACUGCUUCGGCUAUCAGGGGGAGUGGCGGCAGAGGCCCGGAUGGCAGCAGAUCGCCGACUGCGUAAGUGUUCCGGAGGACCGCUCGGCGGUGGGGAGAGGCCCCGUGAGCGGAGUGGCGUGGGAGCAGGGCCGCUUCAUGGGGCUCGACGAGCCCGUCGUGCCCCCGUUCCCCAUCUCCGACUACGGCACGGGAUGCAUCGGCGCCAUCGCCGCGCUGACGGGCCUCCACAACAGGGCCGUCCGGGGCGGGUCGUGGCACGCCAAGGCGUCGCUGCUCCAGUACGACCUGCUCCUCUUCAGGGCCGGGCAGUACCCGGACGACGUCAAGCGCGAGCUGCGGAGGCUCGCCGGCGACGAGUUCCUCGCGCUGAGGCACAGCCACAGCGUCGACCAGAUCUCGUCCACGGCGCUGCGGGCCAUGCGGCGGUAUGCGCCGGCGCUGUUCGGCGGCUCGUCGCCCGGCGUCCGGGAGAGGUGGUACGCCAAGGGGUACGGCGCCGAGAUCGAGGUCGUGCGGCCCGUCGUGGAGAUGGACGGCUUCGAUAUCGGGUUCAGGAGGGCCAGCAGGCCCAACGGCUCGGACGAGGCGAGCUGGGAGUUUGGGCCGGAGGAAGAUCACCGGGUUGGCAGCGCGAACGGUGUCUCUAAGACUUCAUGA
This is a messenger RNA of Colletotrichum higginsianum IMI 349063, 1746 nucleotides long. RefSeq names its product CoA-transferase family III. Lineage: Eukaryota; Fungi; Ascomycota; Sordariomycetes; Glomerellales; Glomerellaceae. The coding region runs from base 1 to 1746 and encodes 581 amino acids. Gene Ontology annotation, molecular function: catalytic activity. The transcript is spliced from 4 exons. The record is from RefSeq and is a predicted model, not a curated record.